This is a messenger RNA of Vicia faba (fava bean), 672 nucleotides long. The record is from the annotation of a GenBank genome assembly. Lineage: Eukaryota; Viridiplantae; Streptophyta; Magnoliopsida; Fabales; Fabaceae.
AUGCUAAGAAGUGAAGAGUGUAUGGAAAUUAGAGAGCACAAGGGGCUGUGUAGAAUAGCUAGGAAGUACUUUGAAGGUUUAUUCACAACAACUUGGAAUAAUCACGAACCAAUGCUAUCUCUUAUCCAGCCGAUAGUUUCUACAAAAGAUAACCGUAGACUUCUUCGUCCAGUUUUCGAGGAUGAAUUUCAUGCGGCUCUUUGUGAUAUGUAUCCGAAUAAAUCUCCAAGAUCCGACAGGUUCAACCCCGUUAUUUAUCAGAACUUUUGGGAGCUUUGUGGGGAUGAUAUCUGGCAGACUGCUACAAAAUGGUUAACGAGAGGAUAUUUCCCACAGUCGAUUACCGACAUAAAUAUUUGCUUGAUUCCUAAAAAUAAUAAACCACAAAAUAUGAAGGAUUACAGACCCAUAUCAUUAUGUAAUAUGGUGUAUAAAAUUGUGUCGAAAGUUCUAGCUAAUAGAAUGAAAAUUCUGUUGGAUAAAUGUGUUAUGGAGGAACAAUCGGCAAACAUUUAUAUAUUUAUCAACAAAUCUCCCCAUAUCAUGUCUAGCAUCUUCGACAUUAUUGCACAAGUCGUUUUGAUUGAUAAUAACACUGUGACGGUUCUUUUGAGAACAAUUCUAGUGGAUGUGGUGACAUCUUUCGAAAUUCUAUUGGAAAUUUUUUAUUAG